Messenger RNA from Entelurus aequoreus (snake pipefish), 2156 nucleotides. RefSeq names its product NSFL1 (p97) cofactor (p47) (gene nsfl1c). Gene Ontology annotation, molecular function: ubiquitin binding. Lineage: Eukaryota; Metazoa; Chordata; Actinopteri; Syngnathiformes; Syngnathidae. The transcript has 9 exons. Gene Ontology annotation, biological process: proteasome-mediated ubiquitin-dependent protein catabolic process; nuclear membrane reassembly; autophagosome assembly. The record is from RefSeq and is a predicted model, not a curated record. The coding region runs from base 45 to 1169 and encodes 374 amino acids. Gene Ontology annotation, cellular component: nucleus; cytosol.
UCCGAGACGGAAGCGGAAGUGGCGCCGAAGUUCAGCAAAGCAAAAUGGCGAGCCAAGAGGAGGCUGUGCGAGACUUUAUCAACGUUACCGGGGUCGACGAGGAAAGGGCCCGCUUUUUCUUAGAGUCCACCAGUUGGAACUUACAACUUGCUCUUGGUAAUUUCUUUGAGGAUGGCCCUGAGGAUGAUGACAUUGUGACUCUGCCUCAACCUGAAGUAGGAUCCUCCGUGUCCAGGUCCACCGGCCCGAGCUCUCAGCACAGAGUGACGUCCUUCAGAGACUUAAUGCACGAGGCUGAAGACGAAAGCGACGAGGAAGAAGGUCAAAGGUUCUUUGCGGGGGGAUCAGAGCGCAGUGGGCAGCAAAUUGUGGGGCCUCCCAAAAAGAAGAGUCCCAAUGACGUGGUGGAGGAUCUGUUUAAAGGGGCCAAGGAACACGGAGCCGUGCCUCUGGACCGCAGUGGAGGGGGCUCGGGUGAAUCCAGCAAAGCCAAAGCCUUUGAUGGAGGAGGAUACCGACUGGGAGCAGCCCCUGAGGAGGAGUCUGCAUAUGUUUCUAGCGGGAGACGCAAUGCCAACGCACAACAGGACGUUCACGUGGUGCUGAAGCUAUGGAAGUCAGGCUUCAGUCUGGAUGAAGGCGAGCUCAGAAACUACAGUGAUCCUGGCAAUGCUCACUUCCUUGAAGCCAUACGCAGAGGAGAGAUUCCCCUAGAGCUCAGGCAGCGUUCUCGGGGGGGUCAGGUGAACCUGGACAUGGAGGACCACAGAGACGAGGACUUCAGCAAACCCAGAAUGGCCUUUAAAGCCUUUGGAGGAGAAGGACAGAAACUAGGAUGUGCCACCCCACACUUGGUGGCAGCUCCCGCCUCCCAGCUGGACCAGGCAGCCGACGAAGCCCAGGCCAACGCGGGCGUUAACUUGGACACCUCACAGCCCGUCACAAGUAUUCAAAUACGACUGGCGGACGGCGGCAGACUGGUUCAGAAGUUCAACCAUACCCACAGGGUGUCCGACCUGCGGCAGUUCUUGGUGGCGGCGCGGCCCGCCAUGGCCGCCCGGGAGUUCGUCCUGAUGACCACUUUUCCCAGCAAAGAGCUGUCAGACGAGAGCGAGACGCUGCAGCAGGCCAACCUCCUCAACGCCGUCAUCGUGCAGCGGCUACAAUGAGGACAGACGCUAGAGACCACGCCCACCUAACCCCCCCGCCCACCCUCUGUAACCUGCUGCCCCCGCCUGAUGAGGAGUCAUGGACUUGUGUUUGGACUUCUUCAUUUCUGAUUUAUUAUGUAAAAUGCAAUGAAUUGCUCCUCUAUCACCAUCACUGCAGCAGUCUUGUAAUCUUCAUUUGGACCAUCAUCCUCAUAUUUCUCAUUUUGUCUACAGCACAAAAAGUCAUCAAUGCUCUAAAUUCUACGUUGUUUUCUGGAACAAUCCCAACAGGUCCCCAUUCCAGAACCACAGUUGGUCCAUCUAAAGAUGUUUUUUAGAUUUCAAUCCUGGUCUCCUGUUUUCACUAGGAUGAUCCCAUCUUAGAUUUAUACAGGUUGUUGUUGAUGAUGAAUGGCGAACAAGAACAUCUGCUUUGUAGCUGUGGAAGGCGGACAUCGUCUAUGCAUCCUGGGGCCUCAUGGGAUACGUUUGGACCGCCGAGGGAAUAAAUCAACUUUAUGGUCAAUAUAUAAAGAGGUCAGGGUCUUAUUGUCUUCUCCGUAUUAUUAAUAGCAAAUAAUGGCAAAUAUUUAGAACUAAUGCGUGAUUUAUAGACAGAAACACAGUCCUCUAUUUACUUGCUGUUUAAAAAAGUGCCUUACUACCACCUACAGGACUGGGGUUUAACUACUCAAGUAUUAUUAACUGUGACAAAUGUGGUAUUAUUCUUUCCUGCCUGAUAACGACUUUGUUUCUUCUGGAAAGUCUUCCUCUUGAGCAUAGAAACAGAGCAACAGUGUAACAUUCAUCAUUCUUGUUGCGACACUACAGUAAUCGCGCAACAACAGGCGGAGAGAAGUCGGUGUUACGCGUCACACUUUACUGCCUGACGCACAGGCACACUCCCACCUCUCAAAUAUUAAACAUUUUGUCACUGCAAAAACUUUUUGAUUGCAGGUGGGAGCGCCUGCCAGUCUGCAGUGUGCCUUAGCACCACCUACAGGC